AUGGAGGAUGUUCCAUUGUGGCAACUCUUGAGGGAGCCCAAACCCCUCCCGCGCUCCCCAAUAAAGGCUGGAAGGAGGAACCAGACCGUCCCUGCGGAGCGUGGGCAGCAACGGAGGAACACUCCUCCUUGCCACACACACACACACACACACACACACACGCCUCUCUGUCCUCGGCGAAGCAGGCGCCCGCCGAGCCGCGCGCGUUGUUCAGCGGCAACUGGCGCCGAAGACGCGGGGCGUGGAGUUCACCUGGCCGAAGAUGCGAUUCCCCGGCGGUGGCUGAGCGAGCGGGGCGGCCACAUCCUGCGCCUCGUUGUUGGCCAGCGCCCUGCCCUUUCCUUGCCUGAGCCCUUCUUCCUUUGCCGGGGGGACCAUGCUGAAGGAGACGGGCAAGGAAGGGACGGCUCCGGGGCUCUGGCUGCUGGUCCUACUUCUCCUGGUUCCGCCGUCGGCCGUGCAAGGAGAGAACACAGAACUGCCAACCUUCUCCGCAACUGGCGGGUUCCACUCGGUACUGGAAGACACAGUCUCACCAGCAUUCAGUGCCACUGUUAUCAUCAUUGUUACAGUCAUCAUCUCCGGGAGCGCUUACUUGUGCUUCCUGAAAUACAUCUGCGCUGGAUGCUGCAAAUCCACGCAGGUGGUACCCGUCAGGAGACUGGACCCAAGCAGAUCAGAAGAGCAAGUGUAAUUUUAAUUCUCAUUGUGUUGAUAGCUCCACCAGGAAGAAGUCAUGUCCAUCUGUGAAUGAGAAUGAAAAGACCAUCCUGUUCUUGAAACCGUAAAUAAAGGGUGAGAGAUGUCUAAAAGAGGAGAUGGCACAUCUAGGGAAUUAGGUCAACCAAAAGAUAAAGCUUUCUGCUUGGAGAUGGUUUAUAUUCCUACGGCUUAUCUCCUUUGGAUAAUUUAUUGACAUGGGGGCCCCAAAAUCCAACAAGACACAGCCUGCAGGACUACUCUGAGCCCAUCCCCUGGUUCCCUUCCUUGGAAGCUGAAUUCCUUCCUUGUGUUUAGGAGAUGGACUACCUGGGCAUUGCUGCUUCUUACCACAUAUCCGAAGUUUGAAAUGCUCCUCCUAGUCUCCCUUUGUGACCCCCUGCUCUUGUGAGAAGAGUGGAUCUGAUAAGCAGGGCUGCUCCAGGGGAGUUGUUAGGGUGUAGCACAGAUUUUUUGGCACCUGAGCCCUGGAUCUCCUGUACCUUUCCCUCCAUUUUUUUUAAAUGUUUGUUUUCUGUUUUUACUUUGCUUACAAAGUGCAGUGCUGGUUAAGAACCCAACCACCAACCAUCUUGAAUUUGCCCACAGGCAUCUAUGCCUAUAAAUUAGCACAUGCAAAUCUUAUGCAAACUGUAGUCAUGGGCCAGUGUUCUAAGUCCUUUAAGUAAUUGGCAACAACCUCUGCUCCCAGUUCAACUUCACCCAGUUUUUUGAUGUAAAAGCUGGUACAGCAAGUUUUCCUUUUGAAUCCACAACGGAUUCUUCUAAGAGAGGCUCCCUGUUUACAGCAAGACAGAUGCUGGUUUAUUAGGGCUGCAUCUCUUUCUUUCUUUUUAAAUUACCAUACCUUUCCUCUAAGGAGCUCAGGUGCCUGAGUCCUUUCCCCCAUAUCCUCACAACAGCCCUGUGAGGCAGUCUAGGCUGGAAGAGAGCUUCAUGGCUGAGCAGGAAGUUUAAUACAGGCUUCCAACAUACUGGCUGUCUUUCAAGACAUUCAUAUGUGUACCCCUUCCCUUCCUCCAGGGUCAGAGUUAUCCAAUUGUAUAUAAUCACAACAACCCUGUGAAGAAGGUUAGGCUGAGUAAGAGUGGCUGGCCCAAGACUACAGUGAGCGUCUUAGAUUUGAAAAUAACCCACCCCCCAAUUCCAUCGCUACGCCUCUCUAGAUCUCCAGUUUGAUAACUCGCUGAGCUAAUGGCUGGAAACUGAUGGACUGAUCGAUUGCAUAUUAUCCAUGUAAUAAUAAUUGUAAUAAUAAUCAGCCCCAGAUAUGAGGCAACAAUGUGUAACUUGCACCAGAUAUAAUGGCUCAGACAGAUUUGUCACAAAAUGAUAGGGGACCUCCUUCUCCGUUUGAACUGGAGCAGUGUAAAACAGAAGCCUUUACUAAAUGGAGCUUUUGAAGUUUAUUAAGUGGACAUUCUCACGGGGGAGCCUGGCAUAUUGGCAUGAGAGGUGUGGCCAGCAAGCACAAUCCUGCACCCCCUUCACACAUUCACUGAAUCCAUGGAGGGGUGCCAGGGCCAGCACCAGCCUGCUGCAGGCCCCAUCUCCCCCCUGUAUGUCCACACAUGCACACUUAAAUAUGCCCAAUUGUGCCACCUCAUGCAUCAGUGUGCAUACCUGCCAUCACCCCAAGAUGGUAUCGGGGGCCCCACUGCCAUCUUGAGUUAUGACAGGCAUGCAUGCACAGAGCACCGAUGCGCAAUGUGGUACAACCAGGCAUAUUUAAGCAUGUGUCAGGUCCAUGGGUGGGUGGUGCUGAUGUUGGGUGGGAGAGUGGAGCUCCUGCUGCACAAUCCACACCCCCAUCUGGUCACAGCCCAUGACCCGAUGCUGGCAGGGAUCACGGAGUGGGAGCUCCAACCUCCCAGCUGCAGGGGUCCUCGGCGAGCCUAGAGUCCUCAGCCAGUGCCCAAUCUGGCCACUUGGGCAGUUCAUUAGCAUACCUCUGUCCUCUUCCCUCUUCACAUCAUCCUUUUUGAUCAGAAAUGGGAGGCUAUAGCUCUCCAGAUAUUGCUGGAUUACACUCUCAUCUCAUUGGCCAUGCUGGCUGGAGCUUUUGGGAAUUGGAGUCCGGCAACAUCUGGAGGGCCGUAGUCUCCCCAUAUAGUCUUCUAAACGAAGUGUCUGGACUGAUGCUGCCAGAUGUUCUCUCCAAUUGUGUGCAACAGGUGAUGAGAGAGUUUAAAGGGGUUUAGAAGCUUGGGGGGGAGAACACUAGGGCUCUCUAAGACUUUGGAUACAAAAAUAUUUUCUCUUCUCCUUGGAGAAUGAGAGGAAACCUUAAAAGGUGCAGAAGCCUACCAACCCAGGUUCAUUUGGGUGGAUUGCAAUAACGCAUGUGUGCCCAGCUUAUGGCACAUCAAGCCAAGCACAGCCCCCCAGCCAUACGGUAUCGGUGCUUGACAGUGCCGCUGUUUCUGCAGUUCCAGGCAAGCACCAGAACAGGACAGGACAUUUCUCAAGAUCCUGAUAUUGACCACAGGGCCAAUUCUACCAUUAGGCAGAGUGAGGGGGCUACGUCAGGCGGCAGAUGUUGGUAGGCAGGGAACAGCUGCAAAGCAGAGCUAUGUGUGCCACAUGACCUGACCUGCACCCCCUAAGCUAGCCCCCUGUCAUAAGAUGCAAUGGAGGACGCUGUCCUGUUGCCAAUGCUGAAGUGAGAUUCAGCUGCCAGCCCAGCUGGCUUCUGUAUAUGGGACUGGGGAGAGGGGAAGCACCAUCUUGUCCUUUGCCUUGGGCAGCAAAAUGUCUUGGGACAGCCCUAAUUGGUCAUCAGAUCUGGCUGGUGAACUGUGUAAGAUUCUGUGAGCAUCUAAACAUUACAGGCUAUAUCCUUCUUAUUCCAAAUUGUGUAUGCCUGAAGUGACUCUGCUUUCCUGGACAUUGGAGACAGUGUUCAAAAUGGGGCUUGAAAAAAGAGUUUGGGACUGGUUAUUAUUAGAUGCUGAAGAGGGAGAUUUUGUUGUUAUCACACUGACACUUGUACUAACAUUUGUGUCGGGGUAACUGCCACCUUUGAUGGCUCCUGCAUCCCUGACACUC
This is a messenger RNA of Rhineura floridana, 3768 nucleotides long. RefSeq lists its product as uncharacterized. NCBI's taxonomy places the organism in Eukaryota, Metazoa, Chordata, Lepidosauria, Squamata, Rhineuridae. The record is from RefSeq and is a predicted model, not a curated record. Bases 1 to 750 code for a protein of 249 amino acids. The transcript has 3 exons.